Messenger RNA from Pistacia vera, 573 nucleotides. RefSeq names its product disease resistance protein RGA2-like. The transcript is spliced from 2 exons. The record is from RefSeq and is a predicted model, not a curated record. NCBI's taxonomy places the organism in Eukaryota, Viridiplantae, Streptophyta, Magnoliopsida, Sapindales, Anacardiaceae. The coding region runs from base 46 to 573 and encodes 175 amino acids.
CACUCCAAAUAUUUCAAUAUCUUAAAGCAAUUACCAUCUUUGAUCAUGGCUGAAGCGCUUGUCUCCACAAUCCUAAGGCAAUUGGCUUCACUAGCCGCUGAAGAGGUGAAACUUCUUGCUUGUGCCGACAAAGCAGUGGGAAAGCUCACCAGCAAUUUCCAGGCCAUUCAAGCUGUGCUUGAAGAUGCGGAGAGCAGGCAAAUGAAGGAGAAGAGGGUGGGAGAUUGGUUAAAUAAGCUCAAAGAUGUUUCAUAUGACAUUGAGGAUGUGUUGGAUGAGUGGAUCACUGCAAGUAGAAAAUUACAAAUGAAGGAAGCUGAAAAUGCUUCCAAGCUUUGGAAAAAGGCACUGCCAGAUCAAAUUCUUCAAACACCAACACUGCAGCAAUUAGAGAUUGAUUGCCCUUCUCGGAAACGUUACAAGGAGACAGGAGAUGAUAGGAGCAGAUCGCUCACAUUCCAAAAGUCUCUUCAUGAGCCGUGUGUACCUAUGCGAUUCCGAUUGGUAAUGGAGGACUUGGAGCCAUGGUGUGGGGUGAUGUUGCUUCAGAGACUGUCACUAAUGGGAAAGUAA